AUGCAGGAGAUUCAGCAGCUCCUCACUCGGUCUUGGGAGGUUGGCAUUCGUCCCACUUAUCGUGAAGGCAAUAGUAAUUUUGGAGACCCAAAAUCAUGGCUUUCCGAAGACAACAACAGCAAUUCGUCGCCGACUCACCUCCCAACUCAGUCCCAGCUCGCUUCAUCAGCAAGUGGCAAUGUCGAUCGAGUCCUCUUCAACGAUCUUGUCGAAAUGGUUCCUCUCGUCCAGUCCCUCAUUGAUCGGAAAGUGAGCAGUUCAUUUACACGGCGAGGUUCGGUGAUUUACACCAAGACUCCUUCUAGAGAAUCUUUAUCCAAAAAGAUGAUUGAUCCUAGAGGGAGAAAUACUUCCCAAUCUAUUCCAACAAAAAAGAAAAAGGACCAUGGAGAUAAGGAUCAAGGAAAUACUGCUAAUAAUAAUCAAGAGGCCGAUGCCUUCUCAGUCGUUUCCUCGAGGGCUGUGCCUAUGGAGAAGGAUGCAGAAGAGUUGGUCGCUUUGAGGGAGCAAGUGAAAGAUCUGCAAAGGAAAUUGUUGGAGAAAGAUGAACUUUUGAAAUCAGCAGAAGUUUCAAAUAAUCAGAUGAAUGCUGUUUGUGCCAAAUUCGAUGAAAUGAAACUCCAAGUUGCAGAAAAGGAAUCAUUAAUUAAGUCCACCCAACUAAAACUCUCCAAUGCAAAGAUUAAGCUCGCAGACAAGCAAGCUGCACUCGAAAAAUUACAAUGGGAGGCCGUGACGUCCAAUCAGAAAGUGGAAACACUCCAGCAAGAACUAGUCUCCAUACAAGAAGGCAUUUCAUCAUUUAUGUUGGUAUUUGAAAACUUGAAAACGAAUAAUUCAACUACUUAUGCUGAAGAUUAUGAUAUCAAACCUUGUUAUUUGGACCAGCUUCCUGAUAUUGAUGAUUUGGAUGACAUGGAGAUGCAAAAAAUGGAAGAAGCAAGAGAAGCUUACAUUGCUGCUGUUGCUGCUGCAAAAGAAAAGCAAGAUGAAGAAUCUAUUGCUGCUGCAGCCAGUGCUAGAUUGCAUCUUCAAUCAUUUGUUUUCAGAUCCAGUAAUACGAAAGACGGAAAGGUUUUCCUCAAUGCUAAUAUUCAUGUAUAUAGUGUGUUGGUUUAUGCUAGUUGUAAAUCUGGGGAUGUGGAGAAGGGAGAGAAGGUUUUGAGUGAAAUGGAAUUGAAGAUGGAAAGGGCUGGAAUUAGUCUUGAUGUUGCUACUCUUAUUUAUGGGUUUUGUAGAGAAGGUAGAAUAGUAAAUGACCUUGAUGAAGCUUUUAGAUUACAAUUCGAUUCUCCGCAAGUUGGAGGACGAGAUGGUGGAGGCCGGUUUAAAGCUAGGCCAGUUUACUUACACGGCAUUGAUGCUUGGAUUCUGCAAGGGAAAGGAAAUUGA
Molecule: messenger RNA, 1392 nt
Organism: Dovyalis caffra
Lineage: Eukaryota; Viridiplantae; Streptophyta; Magnoliopsida; Malpighiales; Salicaceae
Source: the annotation of a GenBank genome assembly